AGUCGCAAUUCGUGCUUCGUCGUGUUAACAGCAGCACAAGCAGCUAACCAACAAAUAAGCGUUAAACGUUAGCUAGUAUGCAAUAACAACAACAAUGAUAGACGGUUGAAUAAAGUCGAAAUUUAAAGCGGUGAAAUAAAGGCAAAACACUGCGAUUGGUUAACUAAAAUAUUGAACAACAACAAAAACAGCUAGUAAGUGUUUAAGUUCAACAACAACAAAAAAAACUAAAUUAAGCGAACGAAAUAUGUUUUUUUAGCAAAGUGUGAAAUAACGCAUAAUAAAUACGAGCAACAACUACAACAAUAACACAAAGCGUUUGAAAAGUGGCAAACGGAAAUUGGUGCAACGUGAAGUGCGAAAAGUAAGAAAAACAAAAGAGCAAGAAAUAAAGAGCGGGUAAACAAAGCAGCAGCAACAACAACAACAAAAUAUAACAAUAAUAUUGCAACUUAUACUUUGGCAUACAUAUUUAUAUAUAUUGUAUAACAGCGGCGGCAAGUGGCAACAACACUAGCACUACAACAACAACAAUGCCAGUUAAUAUUGUGGCAACAACAGCAAAUGCAUUUUAGUUUUCUUUUUCUCUUUUGCGAAACUUAUUGCAACAACCAUAACACUAACUGGCCGUUAAAGGUGUGAAACCAACGCGGUCGCUCCCCUCCCAUUUACCCUUCGCCUGCUGCAGUGGUCGUCAUUGCCUUUACCGCCUUUGUUCUUAUUUCCAUCCAACACACAACUACAUGCAUGAGUGCGUGUGUGUGUUGUGGCUUUUGUUUAUAUAUUAUAAAAUCUAUUAUUUGCCUGUACAUUUGUGUGCGUGUUUGCUUUGGCUGUGUGUGCGCGCGUAUUUUUUGUUGUUGUCACGUGCAUUAGUAUUUGUUUGGCAUUGCGUGGUUCUACUUAAGCUGUUGGUAAACAGUGGAUGGCAUUGCUGCGGUUGCAGGUGGAUUCGUGCUUGACUGCUAUGUUGCUGCUGUCGCUGCUACUGUCGUUGUUGUUAUUGUUGUUGUUGCUGUUAUUCUGUUCUGUUGGUGGUGCGACUUUGGAAACUUAACUGACCACUAAACCAGCGAGCGUAGCGACAAAGCAGCCAAGCCAAGUCAAGAACAGCGCGCAAUAACAAUAACAACAAGCAGUGUGCUGAAAAUAAAUGAAAACUAAAAACAAUUCAUUCUAAGUUUGCUAGUUUUUGUUUUGUAUGUUUUUUUGUGUCUAUUGCCCAAGUAUCGAUUGCAGAAAUUACUGGUUUACUGUUGCUCACUGACUUUGAGUUGUUCUGUGUCGGGUGUUGGUGUUGCAUGUGGAUUUUUUGUUAAUGAAUUGUGAAAAUUUUAAAACAAAUACCCACUCGUGACUAACAAAAUUGUGACAAAAAGUGUACGCAAACCAAAUAAAAAAUUCAUAAAGUAAUAAAUAAAAAAUAAACCGUUAAGCGCAUAAAGCCGUCGGAAGUGUGGCAACAAAUUUCGGUGUCAACCAGCAAAAAAUAUUAUUUAAAAAAGUGAAAAAAGCUAAUUAAUUAUAAAAGUAAUAUAUGUAAUUCGAGCAAGCAGACUGCCACACAAACAUACCCACACGCAUGUAUAUUUUUUGGUGCGCUAUCUGCCGCUUGCAACAUUAAUUUUGGAGUGAAUUUACCAGGGCUUUGCGAGCGCUUAGCUGGCCACCAAUAAACCACAACAAAAAGUAAGACCAAAGCAACAACAACCAAAUAUAUAUAUAACGCUAAUAACGCGGAUUACAACAGCAGUGACAGCAGCAACAACAAUUAUAGCAAAAAACGUUAGCACCAAGAAGCGGCAACAUUUCGCGCCAGAAUAAAGAAUCGGUGAUUUGGAUCUCACACAAAACUGUACGAAAGGUGACUGUUAUUAAUGGAAAUAAUGCUUAAGCUGCUGGUGGUACUAACAACAUCAACAUGCUUUUUUUCGACUGUUAAUUCCGGUGUACCAAUAGCAACUGGUGGUCCAUCACUGAUCUACGAAGGCAAAGACGCCUUGCUCACAUGCGUUGUCUCAGAAAAUCGCGCCAAUCACACAGUGAUAUGGAAGAAAUCCGACGAAAUACUCACAGCCGGUAUGGUGAGAGUGACGAGCGACACACGCAUCAGCGUGUUGCAUGACGAAAGUGAAUGGAAAACAGAUCCUAAAGGACUCGAGUCGGGCGGUGAGGUUUGGGUGUUGCUCGUGAAGCGAUUGACUACCGAAGAUUCGGGUAGUUACAUUUGUGAACUGAAUUCGGAGCCAGUGCUCCGUAGCAUACAUAUACUCACAGUCAAGCAGAUACCCACCGGCAAUGAUAACAUCACGACUACCACAGAAUCAAGUGAUGUCUAUCUCGUGCCACCGCCACUCGACGCCACCGACAAUCGCUCAUUUUGGCGCACACCCACCGUUGCGCCACAAAUCACACACGAUUUCACCGAAUGCUGUGAGCGUGCUAAUGUCACCGCCGAAUGCAUGGGUUUCUGUAAUGUGCACAACAUAAUCGAUGGCACGACGGGCAUAGAGCCCGAAGCUUGUGAGAAGGACUUUCCGAAUAUUGUACGUUGCAUGGCGGAUGGACGCGAUCAUGUGCCAUGUUGUGUGGACAAACAGAUACCGGAUUUGUGUCAGGAUAUGUGUCGCGGUGAGUAUACACCCUUUACGGAUCUGCUGAAGACGCGCGUAUCUUGCGUUCAUCACACUCUCAGCGGUUUGCAGUGCAUACUGCAGGGCGUGCAGAACAUACCCAGUACACCAACGGGUGUUACAGUCGAUCAUGUGUCGGAGACGCGUGUCACGGUACACUGGUACGAACCGGAAAAGCUGGCACAUAAAGUUGCCUAUUAUAGUGUGAAUUUCACGGCGUUACACAGUUUCGAUGAGGAUGAAGUAUCCAAUGCGUUUGCAUGGAAGAAACGUCCACUAGAGCAGACCAUUAUACGUACAGUGCCGGUAAAUCAGACAACGCUGACACUGCAGGAUCUUACGCCGCUCACAAUGUACGCGAUAGUGGUGACGGCACAUAACGAUUUCGGUUCGAGUUUGCCCAGUGAACGUUUGCGUGUAUUCACCCAUACCAGUGAGGUAUUCGCACCCCGAAGUGAUGAUGCCGAAGCUUCUACUUCGGUAGAAAGCAUUAUGCCGGAGCUGCCUAACAUACGUAGCUGUUGUGAAGCCAACGGUAUGACGCAUCGUAAGUGUCUCGAUAAAAUGUGCGAUCCACAAAAGACCGACCUAGCUACACUGCCUGACUUUAUGGUCUGUGCACCAUGGUCCAAUAUCACCUUCACAUGCUUAGCAAAUAAGAUCGAUCACACGCCCUGCUGUCGUGCGCGUGGCAUACCAGCUGUGUGCUUCCCACUAUGCUCAGGCAAAAUAUCAACACUGGACUUUAGUCUGUUCAAGUGCCUACGGUUCAUGUCUGAAUACAGCAGCUGCCUUUUCCAGGGUUACGGUGUGCUUGCAGAUCCACCUUCGAUGAUACGUACGGUGGCUAAGGCGGACAACUUCAUAAUAUUGGACUGGGAUAAACCCAAGCGCUUGGCCGAUACAAUCAGCACUUAUCACGUAAAAUUUCGCCGUCUAGGCGAGGGCGAUGACUAUCUGACUGUAGUGAAGAAAAACCCACCACUUAUUUUGGAAGGACUCGAACCCGAAGUCUACUAUGAAUUCUACGUAGUCUCCGUGAAUCAAUAUGGCAAAAGUGAAGCUUCACCACGUCUCAUUACACGCACACAACCCGCAGAGGCAGUGGAUGAGCCCGAACCGGUUUACAAUAUGACAAAAUGCUGUCAGGCAUCCGGCUUGCUGCCACAAUGUGCGCCACUCUGUUCGUACAACAUUAAAUUGUCGGAUAUUGAAAAGCUCGGACCGGCGUGUCGAGCACAAAUGUCGGUUAUUGUGCGCUGCGCCGCCGGUGGACGUGAUCAUACGCCCUGUUGUCAGCGCCGCGGCGUACCCACCGCCUGCAUGACCAUCUGCCGCGGCGUCAUGCCACACUACGCGAACGGCGCCGGCAGCAAUCCAGGCGCGUUGAGUGGCAGCAGCUAUAGCGGCAGUAAUGGCACGACCUCCAGUGAUUGUCUAUCUUAUGCAGGCAAUAUUUUGCAGUGCAUCGAAGAAGGCACUGAGAGCAUACCCGGUCCAGCUGAGGACGUGCACGCCAUUUCGGUAACAAAUACCACAAUUAGCUUGACUUGGCGUCAACCCGGUUACGAGGCAAGCGCACCCACCGCAGCAACAACAACAACCACAGGCAAUAAUGAGGAGAACACGAAGAAAGGUGCUAGCUCAACUUCUGCUGGCAGCGCAAACAAUGGCGAUAACAACAGCAACACCGCCAACACUAAUGACAUUGCCACUGCUGGUGGCAGUGAUGCGUCGACGUCCAACAGCGAUGAUGAUAUCGAUUUUAUCGUGCAAUAUGGCAAAGUCAAUAACAUGACCCUCUAUGAGACUGUGGCGAAACUGGAAAAUGAAUUGACCACAAACGAGACCAGCAUCGCGCUGACAAAUUUGGAGCCGCACGCAUUGUAUCGCAUCAUGGUGGUGACGCGCGGCCGUUAUGGUACCGCGUUGCCAUCUUCGAUGUUGCUGAUCAAUACGACCGAUGAUGAGAAUGCUACAUUCAAAAAUAAUACCUACGGUGCACCCUCGCCGCCACACUCGCUGUCAAUUACAUCACACAGCGCGACCUGGAUGCAAUUGACUUGGCAACCGCCAGAAUAUUCGCAUCCGCAUGAGAAGAUUACCUACAGAGUCUACCACAAACCCAUGAAAUCGGAGAAGUUCAACAAAAUCGAAACUAAAGUAGCAUGGCUGCGUAUGAGCAAUCUGAAACCCAGCUCACAACACAUACUCUACGUCGAAGCAAUCGGUGAACAUGCGACAUCUUUACCCUCUGAGACGCUGGUGGCAUGGACCGAUCCGGCAUUGCCGGCAUUCGUUGAUCCGCCAACCGUACACCCGGCAGAUAAUAUACCCGAAGGUGGCUCGAUGACUAUACUGUGCUUAGCUUUGGGUAAUCCUGCGCCAACCAUUUCACUCUACGUCGGUGGACAUUUGGUGCGUCAGGACACAUCAAGACAUAUGGUUACAGUCAUACAUAAUGUCACUGCGGACAUGGAGCAUAUAUCCUGUUAUGCAGACAAUGGUUAUGGUGUGCCUAUGCAGGCCACAAGACGAGUCAAUAUAUGCUAUGCACCAAAAAUUACCGCCGCCGGUAUCACUGUUGCCUCGUUGGGCGAUGAGGUCGAGCUGCGCUGCACAGUCGAUGCGAAACCGACACCAAAGACCAUCUUCUGGCGUGAUCAUGAUGGCCGCGUGCCCGUCAUACAGGGUGGUCACUUCGAUAUCUCGACCAAAAUGAAUGAGUCGCAUACAAAUCUCUACACAAUGUCGUUGCGCAUCAAUAAAAUGUUGGCGACGGAUGUGGGCGACUAUUUUUGUCAUGCGGAAAAUGCUUUCGGCUCAGCGACGUCGGCGGUUUCGGUGCGUAUACGCACUACACCCGCGCUGGGACGUAAUGUCUCCGAAUGUUGUCGUCAAAUGAAUGUAUCCAUGGCCUGCCGUGCCGCUUGCAGUUAUUAUGUCGACAUUGAAGCGAUCGCCGACAAGCCCGAGUGUAUUGUGGACUUUGACAAGCUGAUGAAAUGCGCAGCGGACGGUUCGGAUCAUCGCAGCUGUUGUGCGGAUGCGAAUGUGCCGAGAAAGUGCUUGAAUUGGUGUCGCGGUGAUUCGGUGCGUGCGAAGGAGGUCUGUAGUUUGCAAUACUCACGCACAAUUGUUGGCUGCUUUGAAAUGAAUAGGGACAAACUGCCAGGACCACCGGAGAAUAUUGCCGUCAGCGUUAUGUCGAACAAUGAGGUGAUGAUUAGAUGGGAUCCACCACAAAAGAACCCCAAUGUGGUCGAAGGUUAUCGGAUAUUUUAUCAUGAGGCAGCCAUACUUGCAGGCGACACGAGUGAGUCCAGCGGUGACGGCAUGACCUACAAUUCAACAACACUACAAAAUAACACCGAAAUCAGGCGUAUCGAUGUGAAGGAGACCACAGUGAAUAUAAAUGGUUUGAAGAAGGAUGUGCUCUAUGAGCUGGUGGUGAAAGCUGGCAAUGCAUUUGGCGCCAGCAUUCUCACCGAACCAGUCAAAUUCACGCUCGGCGAUCAUCAUGUCACCUCAGCGACAACAUAUUCAAAUGCUGUCGGCACCAUCAGUGGCAUUGUGGCCAGCAUUUUGGCUGUGCUAUUAGCAGCAGCGGCCAUUGUGUUUUAUCGGCGUCAUCGCGCACGUAACGGUAAGGCUGGUAAUGGUGUGGCUUUCGAAAAUCCAACAUAUACACGCGGUCUGGAGCAAGUUCAGCUACCCACAGUGACAUCGGCCAUCACCCACGCCGGCACCACCGCCCAGUCGGCGCAACGUGAUGGCAUCGUCAACGAUGCGAACGCGGACGCGCACACACAAUGCAACGAAGUAAAUCCGACAAUUUACGAAGAGCUCAAACUUGGCCAAGAAGACGCUUUACGAGUUAAAGUACAGUGGGCCUACGAAUUUUAAUUACCAGCGCCAAUGGCCAUUAGUCUUGCGUGCUUCGGCAGUGGGCAACAGCAGCGCGUAGUCGAGGAAAAGACGACAGCAAUAAGUAAGCGAAUCGUGGGCGAGCCGAGGAGCAGUUAAAAAUCUAAUGAAAAUUUGAAAGUAGGCCCAAAAGGCAAAUGCGCGAAGGUGGUUCGGUUAGUGGUAAACGAGCGAUGUACAAUUUUUUUGCAGCACUUAUUAGGUGUACGAGUACCUAUGAACAACAGCAACAAUAAGAAUGGUGGAAAGCAAAGCGGCGAAAGAAUGUUAAUGAAUGGGAGACGACAGCUAAUCACCUAGCAAUGGUUUAAUGCUUGGCAGCUGCCAUAAGAACGAACAAAACAGCGGUGAAUUUUCACUUUUAGAUGUUAGGGGUGUUUUAAAACUUUUUUGAAACCCAGAUUUUUUUUUUUUUUGCAAGUUGCCUGUUGACUCGCCACUUGCUAUCUACUAGGUCUAACUAACUCUAUGUUUCAAGGAGUUUAGUGCUUUGCAUAGCUUUGAUGGAGUAUUUGAUUAAAAUAUUUAGAAUUUAGGCAGAUUGCUCGAUUGGAUUAGGUUAAGACUUUUAGCUGAAAAUAUCUAAUUUAAAUUACAACGGGCCUUAAAAAGCAUAAUACCACAAAUAGACUAUUAAAUUUUAUUCAUAUCGGCAAUGUGAUCCAGUUAUUAUUCAUAUUACUGAUUUUUAGGGUAUUAAAAAAAAUUUUUAUUUUACCUUGAUUACAAAAAGUGUUAAACUUUUUGCUAUAACGUUGCAAAAAAUUUUUUGGAGAAUUUAUAAUAUUUCUAAGCGAUUACGUUAGCGCAUACACACAGUUUUCAAUUAACACAAUAAUAUAUUUAUGUACACCCCUAAUGUGAAACUGAAACAAAUCUUCCUGGUUUGCUCAAUUACAGAUUUCCUUCUCUUAUUUACCGGUAAUGCAAUACAGUUAUUACCAAUAAUAUUAAAUUUUUCGAGUUUUUUUUUACAAAUUUAAUAAGACAUUUUUUUUGAGAAUAUUUAAUUUUUUUAUUUAGCGAAUACUCUAGCGUUGACACAAAGUUAAAAAGCUCUAAUCAAUACAACAUUUAAGUACACCCCUAAUGUGAAACUGGAACAAAGUUGCCCGCUUUGCUCAAUUACAGGUUUCUCUUUAUUCUCUUGCAACAUUUUGCUUUAGCCCGCUUUUAGGCAAUAAUGUGUACGAUGGUGGGUCAAAAAAAAUUUUACAUAUAAUUCCAGUUUAUAUUCAGAAAACUUUUUGUUAGAUAAAAAAAUUCAUGGAAACGCCAAAUUAUAGCUAAAAAAAUGUAACUGUUACCUUUAAUAAGUUUUAAACGGUGAAGCUUACGAAAAAAUUGUACUAUUUUUGUAGAAAAAUUUCCUACAAUAUAUUGAGACGAGAAAUAUUUUUCAAUUAAUAAAUACUGAGAUAAGGAUUUUUCGUUUCAAAAUUAAGGACCAACAGGAAAGAGUAGAGCGGAUGAUCUUCCUAAAGGAUGGAGAAAAAUAUUUUGUAGUGUCAAAUAAAGUGAAUAAAAUAACCCACCCACCCUACUGCGCCCACGAACGAAAAGAAGCUGUCGUCACCAACGUUUUGCUUUUGCCAUUUGAGCUCUUUGCACUUGUAGCUGCUGUUCAUAUAUUAUUUUAUAAUUUAAUUGUAAUUCUUGCUGUUCUUAGCGCUUGCCACACAAUUCAAGGUCGUCGCGUGAGUUAACCUUAUUAACUUGCAAUGCACACAAAUGUUCUUUUUGUUUUUGCUUGCGUUGUAGUUUUUGCUUACUUACUUUUAUGUGUGAAUAAAUUGAAUUUCAAGCGAUUUAAUUUUAGUUAUAAAUUUACACACACACACUAUUACAAUGUAUGCAUAUGUAUAUGCGUGCAGCUGUGCGCAAUUACGAAGUCAUACGAGCAUUUGCUUAGAAAUGUACAAAUCAACGAACGAUAAUAAAUGUAAAACUUUAUUUGCAAAACA
Bactrocera oleae (olive fruit fly) is the source of this 8524-nucleotide messenger RNA. The record is from RefSeq and is a predicted model, not a curated record. NCBI's taxonomy places the organism in Eukaryota, Metazoa, Arthropoda, Insecta, Diptera, Tephritidae.